ACCGUCAAAUUAACAAACCAAACAUAUACUUGAGCAAUACGGCAACGUUUUGCUUUUGAAUAAACCACACACAUAUCUGUGUUUCACAUGCUCAUGUUGUCUGCAAACAAUAGAAUUCACAAUCAAAAUCGAUUUCAUAUCUCUAUAAACCCUAGAAAUACACAAUCAAAAUCGAAAUGUCAGACAACAUACCAUUCGAACUCCAAUCGGAAAUCAUGAAGAGGCUUCCUGCGGAAUCGUUGAUUCGAUUCCGAUCGGUCUGCAAAUCCUGGAAGUCUCUGAUCCACAGCUCUGAUUUCAUUGCUGGUUAUAGAGGCCAACAACAUCUGAUUGUAAGGUAUAAAGAUGCGGUUGUUAAUCAUGAUUAUAAAUAUGUUUCAAUUGUUGUUGAUGAUGAUGAUACUUUUCCCCUACAGAAAGUUUAUGUAACUGAUCCUCAAUUGGUGGUUAAUAUGCUUAAAUGUUAUACAAUCGUUGCCAGCAGUCACGGCUUGCUAUGUUUGUUUGGUAAAACCGACGGAGCGAUUAUUUGGAAUCCUUCGAUUAGGAAAGCGGUUGCUGUUGGUGUGCCUAAUAUGGCAAAUAGUGAGAUAUACAGAACCGUUUUAGGGUUUGGGGUUUGUUGCAAGACUAAUGAUCCUAAGAUAGUCAAGAUUAAUUACAUAAUCCAGUGGACUGAUAUCGAGGAUGUAGCUUACAUUCCUUGGCAAGUUGAGGUGUUUACGUUAAGCACAGGAGCCUGGAGAAGUCUAUCUAACAAUCUCCCUGGUAAAUCGAUUAGAUUUGGCUGGGAUCAGGUGGUUGUAGAUGGGUGUCUUUAUUGGCUUGCUAGUGUUGAUGAUACGUUUAGGUCUGAUUGUUUCAUUUGAUCUGACAAGUGAAGAAUUUAGAGAGGUAAACCUUCCGAGUAGUUUAGCCCACUCUUGUUGUAAUUUGUUAGUGGAUAAGCUAAGGGAGUCCCUUGCUGUGAUUGAACCCAAUAUAGAGGCCAAUAAACUAGUUUACCAUGUAUGGAUGAUGGAGUAUGGUGUUCCAAGAUCGUUUGAAAAGCUCUACACUAUUAGUAGCCACUUACCAUGUGUAUCAAUAGUUCGUAUAUGUGGAUUUAGGAAGACAGGUGAACCUUUAAUUGAGUUGCACACUCAUCCUGGCUCCCUUAACUGCAUACUUGCUGCUUAUGAUCCCUACUCUAAAUUCAUAAGUAAUGUUGGGAUUAUUGGAAGGUAUAGGUCAUUUUUUGUGUAUACCUACAUGGAAACACUGCUUCUGCUUUGAUCAGCCCGUUUUCACUUCUGCUUAUGAAGCAUACA
Messenger RNA from Helianthus annuus (common sunflower), 1310 nucleotides. Its product is annotated as putative F-box protein At3g16590. Gene Ontology annotation, molecular function: protein binding. The record is from RefSeq and is a predicted model, not a curated record. Bases 177 to 869 code for a protein of 230 amino acids. The transcript has a single exon. NCBI's taxonomy places the organism in Eukaryota, Viridiplantae, Streptophyta, Magnoliopsida, Asterales, Asteraceae.